AUGAAGCUUUCCUUCGCCCUCGCCAUCGUGGGCACCGUAGCCAGUGCCCUGGCCACCGACCAGCAGGCCAUGGACAGCAGCGACGUGCCGCCAGCUGCUGCUCCCGCCGGGCAUCGCGUCCCGACCAGCUACGAGUCGGCCGUCAUGGGCCGCCGCAUCCUGGGCCUGAGCAAGCUAGGCAGCUUCGCCACCGUCUUCCCCAGCAAGAAGUCCCGCCGCAGCACACUUGCCGAUAACGGCGUCGAGGGCCAGCCCAUUAGCCUCGUCGACUACGUAGCCGACUGCGAAGACCACGGGAACCCGACUAUUCUGGCCAUCAAGAUUGGCACCACGUUCCGCAACGUCGACGCCGGCUCCAACCUCACUGUGUCUCUGCAGUGGGUGCCGCCGUACCCGCCUGCCAAGCGCAUCGGCGUCACGGAGCUCGUCCGGUCCUUUUUUGGCCGCGGCAGCGGCGCCCCCCCCAACUCGGCCGACCCUAGCAUCCCCGACACCGUGCCCUACUCGGCCGACAACCUGGCGCGCUUUGCACUCUUUGGCUACCUGGAGCCAUUCAACGCGGACGCGGCCCAGACAGAGAAGCUCAAGAACUGCUACAUCAAGAAGCACCCGGAUAGCAAGUACUGGCUGCCGGGCAACCACAUCCACACGAGCGAGUGGGCGCGUCUGGUCGUGACCAAGGUAUACUGGGUCGGCGGAUUCGGCGAUCGUGCCUACAUCGGAUGGAUUCCGGUCGAUGAGUGGAACAGAGUCAAGGAGGAGGAAUGGAAGGCCAUCAAGCUGCCCGGCGAGACCAGGGGCUGGUCCGAGUGGAACGCGUAUGAUAACCAGGAGCUGUAA
Cordyceps militaris CM01 is the source of this 840-nucleotide messenger RNA. RefSeq lists its product as uncharacterized. NCBI's taxonomy places the organism in Eukaryota, Fungi, Ascomycota, Sordariomycetes, Hypocreales, Cordycipitaceae. The record is from RefSeq and is a predicted model, not a curated record. Bases 1 to 840 code for a protein of 279 amino acids. The transcript has a single exon.